AAAAGACGAGCGCAACGCGGAUAAGUGAGACUGGUGAAAUGGUGAACGGACUUCUCUUGUGAAAGCGGACAAUGCCGCUCGUCCAGUCGUGUCCUCCAGACAGAGGAAGAGAGAAGAGGAGGAGAAAGCGAAACCGUGGAAAGGAAAGUGCCUGUUUGCCUCCCGGGGCAAGGUCUCCGCAGCAGCGCUUGACUGCCCACUAUCCGCUGGUCCGGCCAGUUUACGCCGUGUUGUGGCAACACGCAGGUCCGCUUCGCUAAAAGGGACACCGGACGGGCGCAGUCGCCAGCUAACUGGAGGGCGGUUACGACGUUGCGUUGCGUUUUUCCUUGAUUUCUUCAGUUUAUUUUAUUUUAUACGCGCGAUCGCUAGCAUGAGUUUGCCUCUUACACGUUCAUCGGGAGUACGGAACAGCGUAGUUAACAAUGCAGUUUAGACCUGACAAUUUCGACACAGAACGUCGAAAUCUCACCUAAUCUAGAGUAACGAGGCCCUCCCCCAAUUUCUGUGUUUUUUUUUUUUUCAGGUUGAUUGUGUGCUCAGAGGUAGCGCUGUCAGAGUAUUGGGUGACGUUUUACUAACAUCUCAAGGUUAUUUCGCGAAAGUCUACUGGCUGGCGGAGCCGUACCCUGAGGUACCGGAAGCAGCGCCGCGCGAUUUAUCCCACACCCCAUAUACACGUGUAUGCUGGGCAACGCGUCUCGGCGUUGACUGGGUGUGCGUUGCAGAGGCGCGGCGCGGCGCGUCAUAUCGGCGCCGUGUUUCCCGGCGGGUGCAAUCUGCAAGUUUCCCGCGAUGUAUCGCGCCGUUGGCACGUGUGCUGGACGUCAGGAUUAUAAACUCGCGCUUGCGUGCACCACGGCUACCUGUUUGCUCUACAUGGGAUCGCGGGUCACGGUGUGGAUUGAGAGGUCGCGUUGUUUGUGCGUCAGCUAGAAUACGAACCGUUGUCACCUGCGUUUUUGGAAGGAGUUCCUGCUGCGGUCAUGCUGUCACCGCAACAAGGAUAUUCGAGGCGACGGUGCACGCCGGCGUCAAUAGCACUGAAGAUUGGUUUGCCUGUUCUUAUUCUGCUUUUGAUUCUCGUCGUGGUGCUCUUCGCUGGAGUAUCCUGGAGCGACGGGGAUCCUGAUCCACCAGAAGUGGCAAAUCUCACCUUGGUGUCAGCGGAAAACGGAACAUUUACCGUGGCUUGGGAGCGGCCCGAAGGUAUCGUCGACCAAUACUGGGUGCAGGUCAGCGCCAGGGCUGCCAGCGGUGAUGACGACAGCGACGGAAAGCGGAGGGCGGGACUCUGCUCCAACGGAACGAUCCUGAGGCCCGACCAGAUGCGCCUCACGUGUGGUGGCGUCGAGCCCUGCACGAACGUUACCGUAACAGUGCGCGUACUCAACUUUCCUCGGCGACAUAGUUCUACGAAGUAUUCCGAUGGCGUACGCCUUCCAAUCUUCUUCCCUGGAUACGCUCCUGAUCCACCGAGGAACGUCUCCGUCAUCGCUGCGUCGCCCACAGAAACUCGAAUAUUGUGGGAUCCAGUCCUUUCAUACUCGGGUGACGCCGUCCUGUAUGAUGUCAGGCUGUGCGAAGCAUCGGGAACCUGCGACGCCGCCAACCCUGGCUUAUGUGCCCAGUUCAGGACCCCGGACACUUCACUCGAGUUGAGCUCUGCCGGUGUGAACGGGCGCUGCCUGUUCAUUGAAGCGACUACACAGUGCAAUGGACAAGUUCUCAGAAGUAGUCCCAGUGUCCUUGAAGCUUCUGUUAAAUAAGCUAUAGUUUCGAACGUGCUUUUCUUUCUGCCACAUGUAUUUAUCAGUUGGGUUAUUCGUCAUCGCCUCUCGCACUCAAGAUGGGUAUCAUCUUAGAAACUGCCAAGUUUGUGCGAAGUCAUGGCACAAACAUGACAGCCACCUUCACUCAAUUCUGUCAGCGGUUUGUACAGACAGUUUGGUUGUACUUAACGCGUUUCACUCACGAAUAUCGGGAGGUGCCUAUCAUUGUUGCGCACUGUCUUGGCAGAAGCUUCAAAGUCACUCUCAGACAUGUUCGAAUGCGCCCGUCAUUGUAUAAUUGGAUUGUUUGCAUGUACUGCGGAAAAUUUAGACACGAAAUAUUUCAAUCAUUCCCUUGUUUCAUUAUCACAUGUCAUAUCCACAACAUUCACUGUAUCUUCGUCAUUUCCAUUUAGUCAGCAUUAGAGUUCCUACAGGAAUGAAAUCGGUUUGUACACUUCUAAAUACAGCUUUGUGAUAUGCCUAUAGGGCAGGCUUUUAGAAGUGUAAGAGAAAUGUGCAUAGCAGUAUGCCAUUCGACAUCUAGGGUCUUCCUACCAUAAUGUAUUUAUCCCUGACCUGUUAAAAGCCUGAGAAAUUGCCUCUUGCUUACUUUAUUUUUCACUGACGUGUGGGGCUUACACAAGCAGAAUGGUAAUUUCGUACAACGAACACCACGCCAAGAGUAUGGUCGUAUACAAAGCAUUGAUGGCAGGCCUUGAAAAAACCAUUUGUAGUGCGAAUAAAAGUUGCUGCUCAUAAUGCCUUUGUGGUAUGUCAACGAAGGAAAUAAACCACUUAGUACAAAUCGC
Dermacentor silvarum is the source of this 2584-nucleotide messenger RNA. RefSeq lists its product as uncharacterized. Gene Ontology annotation, molecular function: protein binding. The record is from RefSeq and is a predicted model, not a curated record. Lineage: Eukaryota; Metazoa; Arthropoda; Arachnida; Ixodida; Ixodidae. The coding region runs from base 987 to 1769 and encodes 260 amino acids. The transcript is spliced from 4 exons.